Messenger RNA from Glarea lozoyensis ATCC 20868, 786 nucleotides. RefSeq lists its product as uncharacterized. Lineage: Eukaryota; Fungi; Ascomycota; Leotiomycetes; Helotiales; Helotiaceae. The record is from RefSeq and is a predicted model, not a curated record. The transcript is spliced from 2 exons. The coding region runs from base 1 to 786 and encodes 261 amino acids.
AUGAAGCCAACAUCACCACUUUCACUAUUACUUUUUAUUCGUCUCGCGACCUCAUCUCCACUGCCUCUCUCACACAAAACGCUCUCCUCAACAUCAUGUGAAUACGGAUCAUGUAGAGAAGCGCUUCGCUCAGUCGACGGACCAAAUACCCCGCCAACAAGACUCGCCGAACCACAUUUCCCAGACCACCAACUCGAUCAUGAAGACCUCAUAAUCGACAACCAUCCCAUCACACCAACCUCAAAAUCCACCUACCUCGACACACUCACAGCCGAACGACCUCUAUCCUCUGCAUUCCUCCUCUCUCUCGCCCACCCCCCAACAAAAGACGAAACCACAGACGCCCUCCCCGCGCGUCCAACCAGCGACCUCACCCUCCUCCGUGAACAAGACACAGCACGCUACCUCGAAUCCAUAAGCUCCUCCGCCCCAGCAAUUUGGUCCGACACACCCAGCACCACCAUCGAAAUCACCAUCUCCGAAGCCCCUCCCACCGCACCCUGCGGCCACACGCCCUACACCCCCCUCAAAACCUACCUCGUGCGGCAACAAGCAACCUACGUGGUGCGCGAAUACAGCGACGUGCUGGUCGUCGGCGUGGUCAUUCUCUUCCUCAUCACAGUCCUGUGCGUCGAGGCGGUCGAGAAAUUCGGUAGUUUACGCGCAAUCUUCGCACGCAAACACGGCGCCAUCUACCUCUCGGAAAACCCAGAUGCGAAAAAUACCGCACCUUCAAACCCCGGAUUCGGGUGCCUGAAAACCGCCCCGCUAUCACGAAAGGCUUAG